AUGGACCGCCUGCGACUCGACCUGUGGGCGGCGCGCAUAGAGUGCAGCGAGUUAAGGGGUCAACUAGAGGCGCGGUCGGAGCGCGUGCUGGAGGAGGAGCGCCUGGCGGGCGCGAGGGGUGCGCGCGAGGAGGCGCAGCGCCAGGUGGAGGAGGCGAGGGGCGAGGCGGCGGCGGCGAGGCGGGAGGCGGAGCGAGCGAGGCAGUACCACGAGGAGGAGGUGGCCGUGCUGCUCGGCGCGCACCGCGACAAGGAGGCGCUCUGGCAGCGCAAGGUAGCCGCGGGGAGCAAGGCAGCCACGGGGGGCAAGGUAGCCGCGGGGGGCAAGGUAGGCGCGGGGAGCAAGGUAGCCACGGGGGGCAAGGUAGCCACGGGGGGCAAGGUAGCCACGGGGGGCAAGGUAGCCACGGGGGGCAAGGUAGCCGCGGGGGGCAAGGUAGCCGCGGGGAGCAAGGCAGCCGCGGGGAGCAAGGUAGCCGCGGGGAGCAAGGUAGCCGCGGGGAGCAAGGUAGCCACGGGAAGCAAGGUAGCCGCGGGGAGCAAAGUAGCCGCGGGGAGCAAAGUAGCCGCGGGGAGCAAAGUAGCCGCGGGGAGCAAAGUAGCCGCGGGGAGCAAGGUAGCCGCGGGGAGCAAAGUAGCCGCGGGGAGCAAGGGCCUACCUGCAAGCCGUGCGUCAUGCACGCCUGAGCAGCUUGUGGAGCAGAGCAGCCUCUCCUCACGCUGUGCCUUGUCUCCCCAUGGCCUCUUCACAUGCGCCUCACCGUCUCUCGCUGCCUCUUGCGCCCACUGCCUGUGUGCGCCCAUCCCCUGGUCACUCUGUGCACACUCGCGCGCGUGUGUGCGGCGCGGCAGGAGGUGGAGUUGGAGCACGAGCUGCGCCACCUGCGCCACCGACUGGCAGACGCACGCAACGGUCAGUGCCGUCACUCUCACCUGCCCCAUGCCUUCUCACCCUGCCACCACGCGCUACCCCCUCGUGCCCUCGCCCGCCAUCAAUCCCACCGCAUGUGCGCAGGGCGCGCGGGAGGACGGCAGCAGUGCCACGGCCCUGCUGCGCGGGCAGCUGGCGGGGGCGCUGCGGGCUGCGGCGGAGCGGGAGAGGGAUCAGGAGGAGGCGAUGCAGUGCGUGGAUGGCGAGCUGGCGCGGCUGCAGGGGCAGGCGGACGCCGCCGCGCAGCGCGAGGAGCUGGCGGCGGCGCUGAUCGACCGCCUGCAUGCGGAGAACAAGGCGCUCAGAGGCGCGCUGCAUGCUGCACACGCGGGCGGGCGUGGCAGCAUGGUGGCGAGCAGGGGGCGCGUGGAGCUGGAAUGCAGCAGAUUGCAGGCAGCACAGGGCGAGGGUGGAGACGUGGGGCAAGGGAGGUCCGUGCAGCAGGUCCCAGGAGGAGUGGUGCGGCGAGAUAUGGUUGAAUCCAGAAGAUCACAGGCCCCACAUCCUGAUGACACUGGCCGUGGCGGUGGAGGUGGUGGUGCAGGGGGUGCAGAGGAAGCAAGGCGUGGCUGUGACGACCGGGGUGGAGCUGGUGGAGCGCAUGGUGGGCAGGCUGCGGCAGGUGCAGGGGGGUCAAGGCGAGCAGGGGGGGCAGAGUUGCAGACCGGCAGCAGGGAGUGGAGGGAGGGGGAUUUGUGUGGUGGUGCAUUUAAUCGGGGAGCGUGGCUGAGUGCUGUGGAGGGGGAAGAGCCUGAAGGCCCACCGGAGCAGUGGCGUGAGAGUGGUGGCAGUGAGCAGUGUGCGGCACACGCUGACAGCGCUUGCGGCAUGGAGGAGCAGUGCGGCGGCGAGUACGAGUCGACGUUCACGCUGCCGGUGCCCCGGCAGGGCGCGUGGAGCCGCGCCAAGGAGGCGGCGGCGCUGUACUAUGCGGGGAUAGCAGGUGAGGAGGGCGAGCAGGAGCAGCGGGAGAGGCAGCUGGAGGAGGUGCUGGCGGAGAACGCACGGCUGGAGGAGCAGCUCAGAGCGUUGCAGGCGCAGGUGGCGGGGGCACAGCGCGCGGUGGCAUGGCAGGGGCGGCUGCGGCAGCGCGUGCUGCAGCUGCGGGUGUGUCUGGAGCUGACGAGCAAGGUGGUGGACGUGAAGGACCGUGCCCUGGAGCUCGCCGUGCACCGCGCCCGCUCCGCUGAGGCCCGCUGCGCCCACCUGGACCGCCACCUGCUGCCUUCUGUGAGCACUGCUGCCCCCGCUGCCCUGUGCGAGUGCGGCAGCCCCCAAGCUGCGAAAGGGGCAGAUGGCUGUGAGGGCAUUGUGGAUGCGGGGCUGCAGAGAAGGUGCGCGGUGGCGGCGACUGGGACUGUGGGCGAGGAUGCGCCAGGGGUGCAGCACGGAGGCGAGGCAGGUGCGGCGUCAAGGCAUCGGGAGGGUGGCGCCCAGGAGGAGGGCAGGCUGGAUGGCGCAGAGGAGGCGGGCGUGUCAGUGCCGGAGGCGGGUGGUGAGCAGUGCGUGGUGGCGACGGUGUCCACCAGCAGCUCAGGCCGGGCCGGCAUGCGUCGCAGGAGCAGGGCGCACAUGCAAGGCGGCAGUGAGGCGAGCGGAGAGGAAGAGGAGUGGCCAGCGGUGGGGCUGCAGGAGCUGCAAGCGAGGCGGGACGCGCUGCUAAUCGCCAUGCACGGGCUGCGGGAGCGCGCAGCCCUGGCUGCAGAGAUGCGGCUACGAGCGGCAGCGGUGAUGGGGCGCAAGGGCAAGGACAAGCGCGGGGAGGUGAGGGAGAUGCUGGCAGCGGUGGAGAGCGAGGCAGACGAGGCGCGUGUGCUGAUUGAACGCUCAGAGAGGGUGGUGGCCAGGAUGGCCACACUGGAGCGACGAGGAAAGGGUCUUCUUUGGCACGCUGUAGCCAUGGCCCGUAAGCGCAAGAGCGUAGCUAGUUCUGUUGACUUGUGCCCGCGGGAUCUCGACGAGAUCCCGUACAUCGCUUGGAUGAACAAACAAAUCGCGGCCGGCCGCAAGCCCGCCGGCCCUUUGCCCGAAGGAGCGCCUGGUGCGGGGGACACCUCGUUCGAAGCCCCGCGCGAUGUCCCUACCCGCGGACGCCGUCAUGCCGACCGGGUUGCCUCAUCCCGCGUCAACGACGAUGCUGCCUUCGAUGACGAUGAUGACGCCGCGGACUCUGAUUACAACGAGUGCGACGAGGCCUGCGAAGACGACGCGGACUCUGGUGAGGAGCAGGACAAGGGCAUGUCCCCCUCCGAGGAUGAAGUUGACGCCGACGAGGACGCCGAUGACGACGAGGACGCUCCCGAAGAGGCCCAGCCUGCGUCCCCGGCUCCUCGUCGCGGCCGUGCGUCUGCCGCUGCGGGAACCAAGACUGCUGCUAAGGGCGGGGAACCUCCGCGUGCCACUGCCAAGACCCGUAACUUGCAUCCUGUUAAGCGGAGCGUGUGGUCCCCCCGUGAGAACACAAUCUUCGUGGCUGCGCGUUGGUUCAUGAAGGACGAGCUCGGGCCCCUCCUCGGGAAGCAGGGCUCUCAGUACUGGGCCCGCCUCGCGCGUCACCUCGAGAAGGAGAAUCCCGGUUGGGUGCGCGGUGUAAACGCGCUUCAGAAGCAGUGGCGCAAUCUUGUGAACAUGUACAAGCAGAUCAAGAAGGGGGAAAAGGCGAGCGGCAAGGGUGCCGUGUGCAAGCCCCACUGGUACCCGUACAUGGCGCUUUUCCAGAACAACAAGGCGGUGGGCAACCCUCACGCCGUCGACGGUGGCGGUGCGGCACACGUCAACGUGCCGUGCGGGUACGCGGUCCCGUCCACUUCGGCGCCCUGCACCUCUACGCCGACAUUCACUGGGAACUCCUACAUCGAAGCGCCCACGUGUGGCAGAGACGGCGAUGAUGGCCGCUGCAAAGCUGGUGUGCGAGACGAUCAAAGGCUGCCACUCAGACGCCAUGAGCAGGCUCGAAGGCCUCGUCCGCGCGUGGAUGGAUCAGGACGCGCGUAUUGCUCGGGAACGCGUGCAGCAGCCCGCACCCUCCCCGCAUGUCCGCGACGACAUCCCUGCCACGCGGACAACAUGACCGACUCGCACGCCGCCGAAGGCGGCGACGACGGCUGGCUUCGUCGCGGGCAGGCGGGCGAAGACCCCUCUAACCCAGAUGCGGGUGAGGAGGUGUGGGUCCGCGGCGCCGCCGAGUGA
Messenger RNA from Closterium sp. Naga37s-1, 4119 nucleotides. Lineage: Eukaryota; Viridiplantae; Streptophyta; Zygnematophyceae; Desmidiales; Closteriaceae. The record is from the annotation of a GenBank genome assembly.